CCUUGAACCUGGAACCCUUGAUAAGACAGUUACACAUACUGUAAGUCACAGUCAGACAGUCAUCACUGAGAGGUGAAAUGGAGCAGAAAGGAGUUCAGCUGGACCGGGAAACCUUCUCUUGUUCCAUCUGUCUGGAUCUACUGAAGGAUCCGGUGACUACUCCCUGUGGACACAGCUACUGCAUGAACUGUAUUAAAAGCCACUGGGAUGAAGAGGAUCGUAAGUACAGCUACAGCUGCCCUCAGUGCAGACAGAGCUUCACACCGAGGCCUGUCCUGCUGAAAAACACCAUGUUAGCAGAUUUAGUGGAGGAGCUGAAGAAGACUGGACUCCAAGCUGCUCCUGCUGAUCACUGCUAUGCUGGAGUUGAAGAUGUGGCCUGUGAUGUCUGCACUGGGAGAAAACUCAAAGCACACAAGUCCUGUCUGAUCUGUCUUGUCUCUUACUGUGAGAAACACCUUCAGCUUCAUUACGAUGUAGCUCAGUUAAAGAAACACAAGCUGGUGGAGCCGUCCAAGAAGCUCCAGGAGAACAUCUGCUCUCGUCAUGAUGAGGUGAUGAAGAUGUUCUGCCGUACUGAUCAGCAGCUUAUCUGUUAUCUCUGCUCUGUGGAGGAACAUAAAGGCCACGACACAGUCUCAGCUGCAGCAGAGAGAGCUGGGAGGCAGAGAGAGCUCGAGGGGAGUCGACCAAACAUCCAGCAGAGAAUCCAGGACAGAGAGAAAGAUGUGAAGCUGCUUCAACAGCAGGCGGAGGCCAUCAAUCUCUCUGCUGAUAAAGCAGUGGAGGACAGCGAGAAGAUCUUCACUGAGCUGAUCCGUCUCCUGGAGAAAAGAAGCUCUGAUAUGAAGCAGCAGGUCAGAUCUCAGCAGAAAAGUGAAGUGAGUCGAGUCAAAGAGCUUCAGGAGAAGCUGGAGCAGGAGAUCACUGAGCUGAAGAGGAAAGACGCUGAGCUGAAGAAGCUCUCACACACAGAGGAUCACAACCAGUUUCUACACAACUACCCCUCACUGUCACCACUCAGCCAAUCUACAUCCAGCAUCCAUAUCUGUCCUCUGAGCUGCUUUGAGGACGUGACAGCGGCCGUGUCAGAAGUCAGAGAUAAACUACAGGACGUUCUGAGAAAGAAGUGGACAAACGUCUCACUGACAGGGACUGAAGUGGACGUUUUACUGCCACAACCAGAGCCCAAGACCAGAGCUGGAUUCUUAAAAUAUUCACGUGAAAUCACACUGGAUCCAAACACAGUAAACACACAUCUGUUAUUAUCUGAGGGGAACAGGAAAGCAACAUUAAUGAGACAAAAACAGUUUCAUCCUAGUAACCCAGAAAGAUUCACUGGCUGGCCUCAGAUUCAUGAGGAGGAUCCCGCCUUUGCCAGGCACCUCAUGGAGACUCGCUGGCUGUCUGUGGAGCAGGAAUUUGGCUUUCCUGCCUCCAAGCCUGGCAGCCUUCCAGAAACCCUGCUGACGUGCAGUUCUUCUGAGCCUCAGCUAGCCAGUCCUCCUGAGCCUCAGAGGGGCAGCUUUCCUGAACUUCAGCAGCCUACCAGCCUACCAGUUUCUUUUGAGGGCACCCACCUAGCCAUAUUCCCUGGGACCCGUGGAGGCCGUAGACGGGGAAAAGGACGACAUGGCUCCCGACGACAUGCCCCGCUUCAACCUCUCUUCAGUCCGGAGUCCUCUCUGUUCAUCGGCCCUGAGCCAGUGCUGUCCAGAGGCCCCGAGCCCGAGCUGUCCAGUGUUUCCGAGCUGUCCAGAGUGCCUGAGCUGACCAGUGAGCCUGUGCUGUCCAGUGGUUCUGAGCCCGAGGUCUCCAGCGACCCCGAGUUCGUGCUGACCAGUGUUACAGUUCCUGAGUCUACCAGUGUUCCCGAGUCUGAGUUGACCAUUGUUCCUGAGCUGACGUGCAGCUUUCCAGAGUUCCAGCUGACGUGCAGCAUUCCAGAACCUCCACUGACUCGACCUCUGUUCCUGUUGCCUGUUUGGCGGACUCCAGCCCAGCUGAUCCGCCGCCUGGCUUCAGUCCAGCUGACUCGUCGCCUGUCUCCAACCCAGCUGCCCCUUCUCCUGCUCGACCUGCCUGUCUUCCAGAGGGGUAUCGCCUUCUUCGCCGCCGGCCUUCAGAGGGGUAUCGCCUUCGCCGCCGACCGCCAGAGGGCCACCUCCUUCUCCGCCGGCCGCCAGAGGGUGGCCCCUCUGGCCCUCUGUUUCCCCGAGGCCUCUCCGGCCCUCUGUUUCCCCCAGGCCUCUCCGGCCCUCUGUUUCCCCGAGGCCUCUUUGCCCACUAGUCCCCCGUGCCCUAGUGCCUAA
Molecule: messenger RNA, 2312 nt
Organism: Sander lucioperca (pikeperch)
Lineage: Eukaryota; Metazoa; Chordata; Actinopteri; Perciformes; Percidae
Product: E3 ubiquitin-protein ligase TRIM47-like
Exons: 5
Coding region: 78-2312 (744 amino acids)
Molecular function (GO): zinc ion binding
Source: RefSeq, a predicted model, not a curated record